GACUUCACCGCUCUGCCUGGGUUUCCUUUAUGAUCCCGGGAUCUCCCACUUCCCUCGCCAGACAUCAGCCAGCAACACAAGCGAACGCAGCUCUCUCUUCUUCUGUCUCUCUACUAUACACAUACACACAAACAUACAUACACACACACACUGUCUGCAGCUGCAACAACAUCCAAAGACCACAGAGAGACCUCAACACUGGCCCCUCUUGAGGACCCCUGCAGGAGACGCACCAACUUGCAAAAAAGAAAAAGAAAAAAGAAGGAUCUACAACUCCUGAGGAAGACUAGCUUUUCACGCUGGUGAUUCUUCUCUGUUCCUACGUGCCACAAUGUCCGAAGUUCUGCCAUAUAACGAGGGCAAAAUGAACGGCUACGGGGCGGACAGCGAGGUCAACCAGAUGUCCUUUAGCUGCGGACUGCAGGACACAAGCGCCUUUUUCGCUGCGUCGCAGGCAAAAAGACCCCCAAAGCUCGGGCAGAUCGGCCGAGCCAAGCGAGUGGUCAUCGAGGACGACCGAAUAGACGAGGUCCUGAAAGGGAUGACAGACAAGUCUUCACCUGGCGUUUAAGCGCCAACGAUGCCUUGCAGACUUUUUAAUUUUCGAUCACCGAUUUGAAGCACUUGUCGGCUGUGCAUGUUCGAGGAUGUUGCAGGAGAAAACGGCAGCUCGAUGCAGGAUGGGGAUGAUAGUAGAAAUGAUAGAGGCAAUGGAUAUGGCUUAAAGGGUAAAGAUGUAAGGAGGAAAGAGGUGAGGAGAGAAUGAUGGACUCUGGAAAAGACCAAGAUUUAUCGUGGGAUUGCUGGCAAUUCUCCAAACGAGUCCCGACUUUUACUACUGCUGCGCAGCAAGAUGUUGAGAUGGCUGACACCACUCUGUAUCUCAACCUCUGCUGACUUAAAUGAUGGAUGAACUUGCCAUUACUUCACGACCAUCUCUUUUUGUUCCUUUCCAAAAAAAAAAGAAAAAAAAAGCGCUGUAAGCAACAAAAACACUGCAACUAAAGGGCGAAGCUUAAUCUCAGCCCUAUUUCAAUAAGUUGUACAGUAGAUAGGCUAAGCUCUCAGACGCCCCCCCUCCCGCCUUUAGGCUUUGCUUUGUUGAUUCAGUCAGCGACGGUGCAUUUAAGGGAGCUGUCCUUUCAGCACUGGUCCAAUGCAUUCCUGUUGCUGCUAUAAUGCUUUUUGAAAAACAGACCAACCAAACUCUACAGUCUGCUAAAUAGAGGAGUCUCACUGUUUGUAUAAAAAAUAUAUCCGAGGAUGGUGCAAUGUUAAUACUUUUCAGUAGUACAACCCCAUUUCUUUCAGCACUUAAACAGCACCUAGACUGCAGAUGAAACUGAGAAACGAGCUACAUUCUUCUUCUUGCAUUACCCAUCAGUGGUUAAUGGUGCAAGCUGGCACCUUCAUGUAGCUGAUUUAUACCUGCACAUAUCUUUCUUUCCUCUUUCUUUUGCCUUUUGUUUUGCAUUUUCAGAAACACUCAGAUAUCUACAGAGGCCAGCGGAAAUGUGGAGAUUCUAGUAAAUGUUUUAAAUAAUAGUCAUGAAAUUGAUGGGAAAAGUGAUUUCUAUGAUUUGUUUCUUUUCGUUUUGCAAUUAUUUGUGUUUUAUCCUCUAUGAAUUCAAAGUUUUUCUCCAUCUAUUUGCAUGAACUGUCACCCCGGGUGCCAAUGCAGGUGCCGCCACUCUUACCCUGGCACGCUUCUUUUUAACAAAAGUCAUAUUUGUAUUUUUAUAUCUAAAUAUUUGUUAUUUAAAUUAUAUGCUAGUCUAUCGUCUUACAAUUCAUCAACAGAAAUAUUUGUACUUCAGAGAGGAUAUAGUGAAUGAGACUGGGCCUCACACAGGCGCAUCUAAGAUUUUAGUGGACUGGUCUCAGUCUAUAUCAAAGGUCAGACAUUUUUUAAAGACUUACUGAAUGUGUCUGGGGUUUUUGCACACAUCAAUGUUAAACUAUUAUUAAGAAAUCGUAUACUGUGACUUGAGCUUCGUUGAUGAAUUUGUUAGAAAAUGGCAGUUUUAGAAUAUAUUGCACUGUUUACGAGUAUCCUCAAAUAACAUGGUGUUAUUUGACUGAUUUUGGACAUUACUGUUUUUGUUUAUUUUUAUUUAGUUUAUUUUGUACCAUUAUUUUAAAGAAACUGGAUAUGGUUUGUUGUGCAUGAAACCUUAAUAUUUUCAAUAAUGAAAUAUUGUUUUAUGAAGCAAAAAAAGCAACAAAAAUGUCAUGACAUUCUAAGAAUGAGUUAUUGUAUAUUAUGAUGCCAUUUUCACUGUAUUUGGUGAAUUAAUAAAUGGUGACAGAAAAUGUUAA
Messenger RNA from Melanotaenia boesemani (Boeseman's rainbowfish), 2319 nucleotides. It is a transcript of the gene camk2n1a, whose product is annotated as calcium/calmodulin-dependent protein kinase II inhibitor 1a. The record is from RefSeq and is a predicted model, not a curated record. Gene Ontology annotation, molecular function: calcium-dependent protein kinase inhibitor activity; protein kinase binding. Gene Ontology annotation, biological process: negative regulation of protein kinase activity. NCBI's taxonomy places the organism in Eukaryota, Metazoa, Chordata, Actinopteri, Atheriniformes, Melanotaeniidae. The coding region runs from base 332 to 571 and encodes 79 amino acids. The transcript is spliced from 2 exons.